Cutaneotrichosporon oleaginosum is the source of this 799-nucleotide messenger RNA. RefSeq lists its product as uncharacterized. The record is from RefSeq and is a predicted model, not a curated record. Lineage: Eukaryota; Fungi; Basidiomycota; Tremellomycetes; Trichosporonales; Trichosporonaceae.
CAUUCACAUCCGCGCAUCCAGAACCCGAUCCCACGUCUUCGAUGGCCAAGGUCCACUUCGAACCGCCCGUGCCCUCCGAGGCUCGCGAUUCCCGUCGGCCCCGCGCACCCACAUCCUGCGCACCUCUCACACACCCCGCAAUAGCGCACAGCGAGACAAGCCCGUCCAGCGAAACGACGCCGUCCAGCGCGUUCGACAUGUGGGCCGGCUGCGACCUCGCAGAGCAUCUAAACUUCGUCCUCUUCGGCCCCGCCUUGCCCAAGAGAGUCGCCCAGCUCCGUGACGACCUCGGCGUGCGGAGCAAGCCCACGGCAGCCAUGCGCCGCAUCGCCCAGCAACCCCCGGCGGAGAUCCAGCCGCCUGCCGCAGCGUUUGCCAACGUCACCCUUCCGGGAGGUUGGCGGAGCGCCCACCGGUCAUGGUACGAGGACCGUUGUGGCCGAGUACUUGUCAAGCAGCCCACUUGGCUGGACGUGCUUUGGUGCAGCGCUGCCGAGGCUGCAAGUCGCGAAGGAGCGAAGGCGGCUGCCAAGCCGCAGGUGAAGGAAGAGCCGCACAUUCAAGUCCCGAGUCAGAUACAGCCACUGCCGCCCGUUUUCUGCCGCACCAGGUGGAAGAACUCGUACACCCAGGACGUAUGCGUCCAUUGUAAUCGCGACUGGGCGUUCAUGCCGCGCAACACGCGCGUGUGCUCAAACCCUCCAAAGGUCCGCGCUGGGCGUGAGUAGUGUAGCUGUAUUCGACUGUAGUGAUCCAACUUGUAUGUCAGUCUCAAGAUCAAGUCAGGUAGAGUAUUGUC